Volvox carteri f. nagariensis is the source of this 846-nucleotide messenger RNA. RefSeq lists its product as uncharacterized. Bases 1 to 846 code for a protein of 281 amino acids. The record is from RefSeq and is a predicted model, not a curated record. Lineage: Eukaryota; Viridiplantae; Chlorophyta; Chlorophyceae; Chlamydomonadales; Volvocaceae. The transcript is spliced from 4 exons.
AUGGGACCCAACCCCGCCAGCACUUCGGUAAGCUUUCAGCUUACCUUUACAGCCGGGCCCGCGCAAGUCGGCACUGACCGCCUGUGGAGCGGCAUGCAGUGCAAUACUGCGACCAUCGUGGGUGGCCCGGUGACGAACGGAAUUGUGCUCCUUCAGAUUGACAGCACCGUACUGGCUAGCAUUCAGACAAACAAGUACUAUGGAGUCGUAGUCGACGUUACGCACGUCCAGUCAGCCAUUUUACCGGCUAGCGUCGUCAAUUGCUUGGGGGGGGGUUUGGUGAAUACUUUCAAAACCACUGCCAGGAGCGAGGUUAAAUCCACUCAGGCCAGGCGUGUGUGGAGUAUUCUUACGGCCCGCCUGCGUUUGCCGGCCCUGAAUCCGUAUGUGAAACCGCCUCUCGUCAGCGACGCCGGCAGCAUGAGCAUUCCGCUUUACCUUUUCAGUGCCAAACAGCAUGCGCAGCAAUCAGCCGGCUCCGAGACUAGCAACAUGCUGCUGGCCUGGGAGCAGCGCGAAUGGCCUGGGAGCAUCACGACCUUGCCGCAGGACGGCACGCAUGCCCGUGCUAGCCUGUCUCCCAACCCCAGCGUUAGCAGCAUUGUUAACGACCGCAAAGUCCUGCCGCUUGUAUUGACGGUCAACCAGCGACAGUACCCGGUGUGCAGCGACAGCCCGGAAGUACUGCGCCAGCUUCCUGGCUUCGACGCCUUCUUUGCAGACUUGCCGUACGAUGAUGUUGAAAUCCGAGCCGCGUUUUGUGCGUCACGGCCGUUCAGCAUUGUCGGCACAGCUACUACUACCACCAUCGGGCGCACCACUUUCGUAACCGCCUUUCAACAAUAG